GAUCUGCUCUCUACACCAGCGAAGGGAAAAGGUGACACAUUUGCUCUCAUGCAGCUCUUCAUACUUCCUCUCCUCCUCAUCCUCGGGGUGAGGAGGGGAUUCGGGACCCCUCUGACAUCGACCGAGGCCCCCAGCGUGUCCCCGGACCCCUGCGAGGGCAGACCGUGUCUGAACGGGGGCGUCUGUAGUCGGGUGGGAGAGAUGGAGGAGAGUCCGAGCACACAGAUGCAGUCAGACUUCUGGGCUUAUACAUGCAUCUGCAGCCAGGGCUUCACUGGACGCAACUGUGAGUUUUUUGCAGAUCCAUGCGCCAGCAGCCCCUGUCUCCAUGGCAACUGUAGUCAGGACGGUGAGGGGGAUGGGUUCGCGUGCGAGUGUAGUGAGGGUUACAGUGGUGUCCACUGUGACCUGCCAACCUUGACCUUUGACCUCUCCGAGUCCACCUGGGACCUCGCCACGCCGGCCACGCCCGCGACCACGACUCAAGGGUUUCAGCCAACCACAGUCCACACCACCACUCAAGCUCCGCCCACCCUGGAGCCGUGGCAACCCAAACAAGGUCAGAAAGUGGUGGAGAUACUGUGGGAGGAUCAGCAGAUCACUGAUGAAGCUGAGUGUGUGAGCACCGCAGGAGGCGAGUCUGCUGGAAUGAUGACCGUUUCCAGGGAGGUCGCUGAGGAAACAGCUGUGAAGUUGGUGGGUAAUGUGAGCGGCUCUGCUGUACUGUGGCGUGUGGGUGAGGCUGGCUAUGAGCAGUGCUCUGUUGCAGACGGCACCAUCAUGUGGUUCCAGCAGAGCUCAGACGGGCUGGUGCUGCCAGACCAGUCCCUGCCGUUCGGACACAACUACUUCAUCAGUGUGCUGCACGUUGGGACACCCUCUGGUCCAGAAGUCACUUUGAGGCUUCAUCUCAUGGUAAAAACCAAUAACUGCAUCGAGCCCGGCAGUGGAUUCAGUGACCCACAAUGCUCCGGGAAAGGGAAAUGCAUCACCCAGUCUUCUGUGGACACGUUUUACUGCCAGUGUGAUGAGGGGUAUUCUGGGAUCUUCUGUGAGGAGUUUGACGCGUGUCACAUGAAGCCCUGCGAGAACAAUGGCACCUGUACUGACCUCAGACAGAGAGAUGAAGGACAAAACUACAGCUGUACCUGCCAGACAGGUUUUGAAGGAGAGCGUUGUCAGUCGUUGGUGGAUCACUGUGUGUCUGGACCCUGCAGGAACGGGGCCACCUGCUCCAGCAGCCUAGAAGGCCCUCACUGCUAUUGUGCUGAAGAGUAUCAGGGCUCCACGUGUGAGCAGAAGAUGGAUCCCUGUGCUUCCGGGCCCUGCCAUAAUAAUGCCAGCUGCUCCCCACAGGGCUCUGGUUUAGGCUACAGCUGCACCUGUCCUGCGGGCUACACCGGACCCACCUGUGCCCAGCUGGUGGACUUCUGCGCCCUCAACCCAUGCGCUCACGGCAUCUGCCGCAGCGUCGGUACUAGUUAUAGGUGCCUGUGUGUUCCAGGUUAUCACGGUCUGUACUGUGAGGAGGAGUAUAAUGAAUGCUUAUCUGCUCCCUGUCAGAACUACGCCACAUGCAGAGACCUGAUCAAUGCCUACGAGUGCAUCUGCGCCCCACAGUUCACAGGUAAGCACUGUGAGAUAUAUAGAGACCCCUGUCUGAAACUCAGGUGCCAGAAUGGAGGACAUUGUGAAAGUGGAGGGAGAAACGCAUCCUGUGUGUGUCCACCAGGAUAUAUGGGUGAGAACUGUGAGGUUGACGUCAACGAGUGUGAGAGUAACCCAUGUCAUCAUGGCGGCACCUGCAUCGACCAAUCAAAUGGCUACACCUGUCACUGUCCUCCUGGCUGGGUCGGUGGAAGCUGUGAGAUCCAUCUGCAGUGGAAGAUGGCUCAGCCUGUGGACUCACUGACCAACAUGCCUCGUCACUCUCUGUACAUCAUUAUCGGAGCUCUGUGCGUCGCUUUUGUCUUGAUGCUCAUCAUCCUGAUCGUUGGCAUCUGUCGCAUCAGCCGUAUUGAAUACCAGGGCUCGUCCCGUCACGCCUACCAGGAGUUUUACAACUGCCGCAGUAUUGACAGUGAUUUCAGCAAUGCUAUCGCCUCCAUUCGCCAUGCAAGGUUUGGGAAGAAAUCUAGACCAGCAAUGUAUGAUGCGACUCCCAUCAGUUAUGAAGAUUACAGCCCUGAUGACAAGCCUCUAGUUGCACUCAUUAAAACUAAAGAUUUGUGAAGCAAUACAACUGCACACACACACACACACCCUGCAUACACACAGUCACUGUUCCAGCCUUUAAAAUGAGCCAAUCCGUUCAGUAUUUAUUUCCAGAGAACAGGUUUAAGCAAUGAAAAAAAAAACACUUUUGAAAUUGAUAUAUUUUACCAUUGUAAACCAUGAAGCUUUUAAUUCAUAUCAGGCACAAGGGGUGCUUCACAGAAUUAGUUUAAAGCAAGAGUCCCGAACAAAUGUGCUUUGUUUGCAGACGCAAAUGUUUUGUGGAAUAUGAGUGGAAAUGAAUAACAAGCUACACUGAAAAUGUGUGUGAGGGGGGUGUUUAACCGAAUCCUCCCACCCUCGAGACUCUGAUUACAAAUACGAUAGCAGCACUCCAAGCAAAAGCUGUAGAAUUAGGAGUAAUAGAGCUCAUAGUACAGUUAUACUGUAACUUCAUACAGAAAAAUUAAAAGAUAAGACAAUGUAGGUUGCCUUACUGGUGCAUGAAUAGGAUCAAUGGUUUGGCAUUACUCUGUAACCUUAUGUACAUGGUUGUUUGCUGUUUAUUUCUUCUUGUUCAUUGUGGUCUCUUUUGUGUCAUAAACUUGGUGUUAGCAAGGUCUUACGAUACCACUGUCCAUGUGAAGGCAGCACAACACAGUGCUUUUAAAAGUAAUGUUUGAUGGUGUCGUAUCACUGAGUAAGUAAUAAACUAGGACUCCUGUU
Molecule: messenger RNA, 2940 nt
Organism: Rhinichthys klamathensis goyatoka
Lineage: Eukaryota; Metazoa; Chordata; Actinopteri; Cypriniformes; Leuciscidae
Gene: dner
Product: delta/notch-like EGF repeat containing
Exons: 13
Coding region: 49-2232 (727 amino acids)
Biological process (GO): establishment or maintenance of epithelial cell apical/basal polarity; heterophilic cell-cell adhesion
Cellular component (GO): protein-containing complex; plasma membrane
Molecular function (GO): calcium ion binding
Source: RefSeq, a predicted model, not a curated record